UCUCUUACCAAGGUCUCAAAGACUCCCAAGGACAAGCCAGCUUUCGUUGAAAAGAUUAAAUCACUCGUUAAUAAGUACAAGUUUGUCUACGUGAUAAAUUUUUUGAAUUCUCGCAAUCAGAGGCUUGCCGACUUACGCAGAGAACUAAAGGAUAGUUUGUUUCUUUUUGGAAAGAACAAGUUAAUGAUGAUUGCCUUUGGACGAGAUAAGGCACAAGAGACUAAACCUGGUCUCUACAAGCUCAGUAAAUUCAUCAAGGGACAAUGUGCCCUUCUAUUCACUGACAGAAACCUUGAUGAAGUAAGAGCUGUUUUCAACGAAUUCAGAAACGCCGACUAUGCGAGACCCGGUGUUGAGGCUGCACAAACAGUAAUUCUUGGAGCUGGCCCUAUUCCGAAGUUUUCUCACACUUUGGAGCAUCCACUACGUAAAUUAAACCUCCCAAUCAAACUCAAUCGUGGGAUUGUUACCCUGGAAUCUGACUAUCAGGUUUGUAAUAAGGGCGAUAUCCUUACACCGGAUCAGUGUCGAAUCCUAAAAUACUUUGAGGUUCAGAUCUCCGAAUUUCAAGUGAAUAUUUCGGCCGUGUGGCGAGCUGUCGACGGAAAGGUGGAGGACGUUGCCGAGUCCGAUGCCAGCAACGUCAUCACUUCCCUCUAUCCUAAAAUUCGAGUGCAGUGUGAAACUUACCAAGGAGAAUGCCACUACUUUUCCCAGGUCCCCAUUGAGGAUAAAGAAGACGAAAGUCAGGAUCAAGAGGAAAUGGAAAUUGUGUGA
Messenger RNA from Rodentolepis nana, 777 nucleotides. The record is from the annotation of a GenBank genome assembly. Lineage: Eukaryota; Metazoa; Platyhelminthes; Cestoda; Cyclophyllidea; Hymenolepididae.